Molecule: messenger RNA, 1199 nt
Organism: Cherax quadricarinatus
Lineage: Eukaryota; Metazoa; Arthropoda; Malacostraca; Decapoda; Parastacidae
Source: RefSeq, a predicted model, not a curated record
CUUCCCUGGACCACACAACAAUGGCCUGGCUUGUGGCUGGGAGACAAAUGGCUCAUAAGUCUGUGUUUGGGUUUCUCUUCGCCUUACUCUUCAUCGGUGUUGUCGUCAUCAUCAUCGUCUGCUUCACUGCAAAGUACGGGAAGCGGGAUAAAGAAGUCACGGAGCCUUUCUGGAAGACGAGCGUGGUGUUCCAGGUGUAUCCUCCCUCACUCUACGACGCUCAUCCCGACGGUAUCGGAGACAUAACAGACAUGAAUAGCGUUGCUAGGCGAGCAGUAUCUGGAGAGUUGCCAAGCAGUACACAGAGAAGCCUGACUAAGACGCCAUACUGUCUGCGGUUGGAUCUGACAGACAUGACUUCGCCUCAAAAGCGCACUCUAGCGCCCCACCACGACUUGUCUUCUUCACUUAAACCAACAGUCAAGAAGAAGAAGGUUCCCUGGUGGCAGGAGGCAGUCAUUUAUCAAGUUUAUCCUCGCUCUUUCUUCGAUAAGAGUAAAAGCGGCACUGGCGACCUGCGAGGCAUCAUGUCUAAGGCGGACUACCUGGCCGAGCUGGGUGUGGGCGCCGUCUGGAUCAGUCCAGUGUACACCUCGCCCAUGAAGGACUUCGGCUAUGAUAUCUCUGACUUCACAGACAUCAACCCCAUCUUCGGCACCAUGGCUGACUUCGACGAGCUCGUCUCUGCCUUCCACCAAAGAGGGUUGAAAGUGAUUAUGGACUUCGUACCUAAUCACACCAGUGACCAGCACGAGUGGUUCCAAAAGUCAGUGGCUCGCGAGGACCCAUACACCGACUACUACAUCUGGGCUGACUCCAAGGGUGGCACUGACAACACCACACGACAACCCCCCAACAACUGGGUCACUUUUCUAAAAAGUAUUGAUGUACACCAGCUCGGGAACCAUGACCAUGGGCGUGUGGCAUCACGUCUAGGCACUGAUCUGGUGGAUGCCCUCAACAUGAUGAUUCUGCUGUUACCUGGGACACCCAUCACUUACUAUGGCGAGGAAAUAGGUAUGGAAGACGCGUUCAUCAGCUGGGAGGAUACGAAGGAUCCUCAAGGAUGUCGCUGGGGCCCCGAGCACUACCAGGAGCACAGCAGGGACCCCGCUCGCACACCAAUGCAGUGGGACGAUACUAACCUUGCUGGUAAGACAUGUGUGACGGAACAUGAUGGUUGAGCUUAGAGGAACACG